Molecule: messenger RNA, 531 nt
Organism: Pteronotus mesoamericanus
Lineage: Eukaryota; Metazoa; Chordata; Mammalia; Chiroptera; Mormoopidae
Product: myosin regulatory light chain 12B-like
Exons: 1
Coding region: 13-531 (172 amino acids)
Biological process (GO): platelet aggregation
Cellular component (GO): cytoplasm
Molecular function (GO): calcium ion binding
Source: RefSeq, a predicted model, not a curated record
UGAACAGCCACCAUGUCAAGCAAGAAGACAAAGACCAAGACUACCAAUAAGUGUCCCCAGCAUGCAACAUCUAAUGUGUUCUCCAUGUUUGACCAGUCACAGAUUCAGGAGUCUAAAGAGGCCUUCCACAUGAUUGAUCAGAACAGAGGUGGAUUCAUUGACAAAGAAGAUUUGCAUGAUGUGCUUGCUUCUCUAGGGAAAUAUCCCAUAGUUGCAUACCUCGAUGCCAUGAUGAAUGAGGCUCCAGGGCCCAUAAAUUUUACCAUGUUCCUCAUGAUAUUUGGUGAGCAGUUAAAUGGCACAGAUCCAGAGGAUGCCAUCAGAAAUGCUUUUGCUUGCUUUGAUCAAGAAGAAACUGGCACCAUUCAGGAAGAUUACCUGAGAGAGCUGCUGACAACAAUGGGAGGUAGGUUUACAGAUGAGGAAGUGGAUGAGCUGUACAGAGAAGCACCUAUUGACAAAAACGGAAAUUUCAACUACAUUGAGUUCACACAAAUCCUUAAACAUGGAGCUAAAGAUAAAGAUGACUGA